This is a messenger RNA of Drosophila obscura, 631 nucleotides long. It is a transcript of the gene snRNP-U1-C, whose product is annotated as U1 small nuclear ribonucleoprotein C. Bases 123 to 563 code for a protein of 146 amino acids. Lineage: Eukaryota; Metazoa; Arthropoda; Insecta; Diptera; Drosophilidae. The record is from RefSeq and is a predicted model, not a curated record. The transcript has a single exon. Gene Ontology annotation, molecular function: pre-mRNA 5'-splice site binding; zinc ion binding. Gene Ontology annotation, biological process: mRNA 5'-splice site recognition; mRNA splicing, via spliceosome; spliceosomal snRNP assembly. Gene Ontology annotation, cellular component: U1 snRNP; nucleus.
AACCCUGGCCACAUACGGUCACACUAUAAAAAAAUUUACAAAUAAAUAAAGCGAAAAUAUUGCAUUUGUUUGAUAAAGUAGAAUAAACCAAAGAAAAAUUGGUCUGAAAACAAAGCAGCAGCAUGCCCAAGUACUACUGCGACUAUUGUGACACCUACCUGACGCACGACUCGCCCUCGGUGCGAAAAACACACUGCACGGGCCGCAAGCAUCGCGACAAUGUGAAGUUCUACUACCAAAAGUGGAUGGAGGAGCAGGCGCAGCAUCUCAUUGAUGCCACCACGGCGGCAUUCAAGGCCGGCAAGAUAACGAACAAUCCGUUUGCUGGCGGACCCUCAUCGGCACCGCCCAAGCCAUCGGGCGUUUCGAUACCACCGCCCAAUAUGGGUGCGCCGCCACGUCCUGGCAUGCCCGGCAUGCCGUUUAUGCCGCCCAUGAUGAACCCCAUGAUGACUGGCAUGCGUCCGCCGCCCAUCAUGAAUCCCAUGGCCAUGAUGGGUCCACCACCGCCGCUGGGCACCAUUCCGGGUGUCCGUCCGCCCAUCAUGAAUGGACCAAAGUGACAAAAACGCGACCUGCCAGAGCACAGUCAAGAUCAUCGGCAUUAAUUAAGGACUAGAGCAUAAGUAAA